AUGUUUUCAAAUUAUGAAAGCUUAUGGAAGGCAUUCAUCAGACCAACCAGAUAAACUUAUUCCGAGUUUGAUUUAGGUCCUUCACGCCAGUAAUUCAAAGAAUAUAGAGCAUACAGACAAGAUAUAGAGUUAAAAAAUAGAGAUAACAAAAUUAUUAAGUGCUCUUUAUUUGAGCCACUACAUAUAAGCAAAAUAGUAUCAAACGAAGCACCAGGUGAUUCGAAUAGAUUUCCUUGCAUCAUUUAUUGCCAUGGAAAUAGUGGAUGUAGGCUAGAUGCUGUGCCUUAUCUAGAUCACUUUAUCUAAAGAGGUAUUGGUCUCUUCUGUUUCGAUUUUUAUGGUAGCGGAAUGAGCGAAGGAGAAUACGUAACAUUAGGAUUCAGAGAGCAAAAUGAUUUAGCAGACAUAGUCAAAUACUUAAGAGAUUAGCCAAAAAUAACAUCUUUAAGCUUAUUUGGAAGAAGUAUGGGAGCUGUCACUACUCUUCUUUAUGCUUCAACAGAUCAAGAUUUUGCUGCAUUGGUAUUAGAUAGUCCUUUUUCUAAUUUAAAAUAGCUGGCUUUGGAAGUCGCAGAUUAAAAAAUAUCUCUUCCAAACUUUAUAAUUGAAGGCUUAUUGAGUAUUGUUAACAAUUCAAUUUAAGAAAGAGCAGGAUUCAGGUUAGAUUAGCUCGAUCUAACAAAAAUAGUAGGAAAAAUAGAAAUUCCAGCUAUUUUUGUUACAUCUGCUGAAGAUAGAUUAGUUAAGUAGGAGCAUCCAAAAAAACUUUAAUCUCUUUACAAAGGUCCUUCUUAAAUUAAAAUGAUUACUGGUGAUCACAACGAAGAAAGAAAUGCCACUUAUAAAAAAUAAAUUGCUGAUUUUUUUGAAGAGCAAAUUUCUAAAUAUCUUCAAAAGAAAGUAUCUAGUGAAUAAAAAGAAAUUUAAUAGUAGGAUAUUUAAAAAUAUGAGCAAAUUAACAUGUUUCAACAAUAAUCUUCUACUGCGCGCUAAGAAAGAAGUGUAUCAAGCAAUUCUAUUCCUUUUAGCCAAAAUACAUUGUUGUAACAAAAUACGAAAUAUAUUGGAUCUUAAUAAAUUCAAUAAAACUAGAAUUAUAACACUGCAAAUACAUACAAUAGAUCAACUUCUGCUUUAGAUUUAAUUAAUAACCCAUAAUUCAAUGCAGCAUAGAGUUUUAAUGAUAACUACAAAGAUAACUAUUCAGGUAAUGAUAGUAAAUACCAAAAUAUUACAUAAUAAGCUUAAGAGUAACAAAAGAAAGAGCAGGCUAAUAAUCAACCUGCUUAUGUUACAAUAGACUUAUUUGAUAGGAAUGUGUCAAAUCGUUCUAAUGAAUAACCUAGUCAGAAGCCCAAUUAAGAUGCUCAAUAUCAGAAUUAGCAAUAACAAAGCUAAUAAAACGAUGGUAACAUUUCAGCUAGAAGUAUAAAAAGUUAUCAUUAGAAGAGUGUAUCAAUUAGCUCUAAAAUACCAGAUUACUAUACUUUAAGCAACUUGAAUAACAAUAAAUUAAUUGAUAACUCUUCAAGCAAUACACUAAGAUAGCAAGAAAUAAAUAGAAUUAAAGGUAAUGAGUAAAGACCUCAUUCUGAAGCAAGAUAUCAACAAACAAGUACAAAUAAUCAAUAGACUACAAUAUCAUAAUUAUCUAAUCAAUCAUAAUAAUAGCAAAGUAAUAACAACAACUUAGCUUUUAAUGUACAAAACUAUAUAUAAAAUGUCAGCUUUAAUUAAGCUGAAGGAAGAUAUGAAGUAUCUAACAAAUCUCGCCCUUUAAAUACUUAAAACAGCUCUUCUACUUCUACCCUUUGCAAAUAAACAACAAUUUAUACUAAUGAAAUAAACACUAAUUCAAAUACUGAUUUGUCUAAAUUAUUGUAUAUCAAUUAAAAUGACAUAUCUUCAAUAUAUCAAAACACCCAAUCAAGCACCGCUGGAGGAAAUAACACAAAUCAAUAAAAUAGCAACCAAGAUAGACAAGCUGUCAUCGACUCUAAAAAUAAAUUUGAUGAUUUUUAAAAUAAACAAUUUUUCAAAACAUACGAUAAUGUUAGAAAUUACAAAUCCAGUAAAUCUCCCACUAAAAAGAUCUCUCCUAAAAACGAGCGUAGUGAAAAUGGAAAAGUUAUUAGUGAAAAAUUAAUCAAACCAAACGAGUAUUCUUAGGGAGGAAAUAAAGUACACAGUAUUUCAAAUCUAAAUAUGGAUUCUUCUGAAAAAAAUAACUUAAAGUAAGGUCCGAAUAAUAACAGUUUAAAACAUACUUAUAAUUAAAUUAAAAAUAGCAACAAAAUAUCUGAGAAUAAUUUUGAAAAGAAUUUAGAAGAUAAUAUCAGAGCUCAUUCAAAAAAAUUGAUAUAUUAAAAAUAUUAAAAGAAGAGAGAGUUUAAUCCUUCUACACCUGAAAAUAGACAAAGCACUAUGCAAUCGGUAAACGAUGAAUUCUAAGAAUUUGAAGUAAUCAACUUCAGUUAGGAUCUGAAAGAUGACUCAACUCCAGGUUCUAAACCUAGAUCAAAUAGGAAUAAAGAAUAAUUUAGUCAUUUCAAAAAUUUUGCUUCAUAAGCUCAAAUAAAUCUUAAUAAUAAUUAAAAUUAAAACACAAAUGAGAAAUAACAAAAUAUGAAUGCUUAAAAUGAAAACAACUAAGUUAAAUCAGAAAAUCAACUUUCUUAUAAUUAAUUAAGUUUAAAUUUUCUUCCAAAACAAUAAACUUUAAAUAAUUUUGCAAAUUAACCUCAGUAUUUAUUGAAAUCUCCAAGAGUAGAAGAAAAAUAAGUAGAAUCUUUAGAUUAAAAUUAGAAAGAUAGAGUUGAGAGCAGUGAUGAAUAAUCUUCAGAUGAGGGGAUUGUUGAUAAAACUGUUGCUGAUAAAAAUAAAUUGAAUUGCAUUAUUGAAACAUUAGGAGAUAUCUCUAAUGUAGAGCUAGAUUAAGAGUUAGUAAAGAGAGUCUAGUUUAAUCAUAUUGAUGAAUGCUCACAGAAUUUUGGUUACGAAAAGAGCAGAGUUGCAGCUGCUUAUUCACAUAACACUACCUACAUUUAAAAUAAAACUGCAGAUGAUUUAUAUCAUAACCAAACAGCUAAUUCAUUCUCAAUUUCUUAAAAUUAACUACCUUCUUUUAAUGAUGCUCAAGGACAAACCUCAACUUUCAAUGAAUUUGGAAUGUCUCGUAAAAAGAAUGUUAUAUUAGAGCAAAUGAACACCUUGUUAGGUAAGCAAAAUGAAUUGUUAGGAAUAAAUAGUUACAACUAAAUUGACAAAAACUAAAAUAAGUAUGAAGGGGUUAAAGCUUGUGCAAGUGAAGAUAAUGAAAACAAAAAGCUUAUUGAAACAUUACUCAGUUAAAAUAGAAAUAAUUACAUAUCAAAUGACUCUAAUAAAACAACAAACUACAUUCCAAGUAUAUCAGCUGUAGAUUCUACCAGUCUCAUACAUACAGAAAAUGAUUAGAUUUCAACAAAUUAAAAAUUGCAAGAAUGUUAACAAAAUAAUAAAAAUUUAACCUCUUAAUAAUAAAUACAUGAAAAAGAAAUUUCAUAGCUUUACUAUUUACAAGGAAAGUCAAGACCUGAUUAAUAGAAUUUUGAAUUUUAAUCCUAGGAACCUAAAUCAGGGUUAUAAAUGUAGAAAAAUACAUCUUAAACACACAUUUCAAUUGAAAAACCCUUAUAAAAUUUAAAUAAUUAAGCCACUGUAUCGACUUAAAUUACCACAAGUAAUAGUAUUGCAAAUAUGAACAACAAAAAUAAUAACACUCAUAAUUCUUAAUCAAAUUUAUUGUCUAACAAUCCUUACAAUUUGGAUUUUGUAAAGCAAUAAUCUACUGAAAGUUAAUACAACUACAAGUACGAAGUACCUUCUACAAACAACAAUAAUACAACUACAAACAACAAUUAUAACAGUAAUUAAGAUAACUAUAAUAGCAAUUCAGCAAUAGAUAGCUCUUCUAAUGCUCAAAAAGACCUUAAUAAAAUUAAUUUUACUUCUUUCUCUAAUGAUCAAACUUUAUCUUUUCAAUCAACUUAAAUGACUAAUAAUAAUAAAAUAAUCACAGGUACUUAAACUCUAAGAAAUUCAAAAGUAGAAUAAACUGUAAAAGUUCCUAGAUACUAUUCUAGUCUUGAUCCAAGCCCAACUAAUUGUCUACAAAAUAAAAACCCAAAUAAUCCCCAAAUGUAAGAAUAUCCCUCUUUAGACGCAAAUAAACCUGAUGAAGUUAUAGAAGGUGGUGAUUCUCCAAAUACUAAAUAGUAAAAAGCUAUAAGAGGUUAUAGAGAUUCUUCAGUUCCUCUUCCUGCUAAAACAAGCUACUAAAAUGUUGAUUUCUAAACCUAAUAUAAUAUUUCAAAUACCUAAAAUAUUCUUUCUAACAAUAUCUUAGCUGGUUACAAUAUAAACAAUCAAAGUACUUCAAAUACAAACAAUGUUACUAAAAAUACUUCUUUAGCUUAGUAGUAUUCUUUACCUAUAUAGUAGCUUGCUUAAUUUCCUAAUGCAUCUUUUAAUAUUUAACAACAAUAAUAGCCAGCUAUUUAAACGCAAUAAUAUCACACUAGAUAAUAGAGUGCUCAUUUACCUCCUAAAUAUUAAAAUAAAGCUUAAAAUGUAGAUUCUAGUAAUUAAGCUGGUAAUGUGACGAAUAGAUAAUUAUAAUCUAAUUCAGCUCAUCAUAACCAUCAUCAACAUAGUAACUCUUAUGCUUAUUCUCUGAAUUCUAAUUAUAAUCCUAUUCUUAAUAACACGAUCAGCUAGUAUCAAACAAAUUCAACUGCACAAUAAAUCUACUAGACUUAACCAAACUCACUUUAAUAACCUUAAUAGUAAUAAAAUAAUCCUCAGAGUUCAAACAACUCGUUGCAUUCUAACUCUUCUUCAACUUCGAAUAUUUCUCUAGGAAAAAAUACUCAAAUUUAAAGUACUAGCAAUUACCACUAACAUAUUUAACAUAACAAGCCAUAAAGUGUUGAUUUUGGAAUCCUUUAAUAAAAUGUAACAUCAUAGAGCACAAAAAAUAAUUAGGUUUAGUAAAAAAACAAUCUUUUCAAAAUAAGACCAUAAAAUGCCUCAAUUGAUGCAGAUAUUUAAUACUAUUAGGACAUAAUAAAUGCAGUAAGAAAUCAAUAUACCUACACUAAUGAUAAAAACUCAACAGAAUAAAAUUAAAAUAAUACUUAAACGACUUAAAAUAACCUUACAGAAAAAAAUUAUGAAUAAUCAGAAGCUCUGUAAAAAGAGAAAUAUCCAAUAAUUGGCUCAAAUAAUGAUAACUUCUAAAGAAAAAAGCCAACUUAAAUAGAACUAGUAGAUAAAGAAUAAUAAUAAGCUUAUCUAGUUAAUUCACCUCUAAGUCAAAAAAAAUAAUAGCACGCUAUGGCUGAAUAGAUCACAAAUAGCAGAUCAAAUAUGCUUAAACUGCAAAUGAGUAAAUAAAUAAAUGACUAGCUCUUUAUUAUGGACAACACUUAGAAAUAGCAAUAGGACUCAAUUCUUUAAUUCAAGCCCUCAUCUUUUUAAAAUCAGUAUAGCUAAAACACUGAUCUAGCUGUAUCUCCUAUAAGACCCUAAGUCUCAACUAAGCCUUCUGAAAUUAAGUAAAUGCAAGGGAAUCAUUUUAAUAAUUUUGAUGUUUCAAGCUUCUAGGCCAAGACUAAUAAUUCAAAUUCUUAACAGAAUUUAUCCACAAAUACGUUGAAUAACUUACCAAACCUAGAAGUAAAGCAUAAAAAUUAACUAUAAAUUGCUCCUUAACAAUUAACUUCAUAGCAAAACAGCUCCACUGGAUAAACUGUUAUAUAUACAACUCCAAUAUAAAUAAAAAACUAACUACCAAAUAAUUAAUCUAUAUAGUGCUAAACUAACUUCUAAAAAUAAUAACAAUUUGUUUCCAUUAAUUAGCUUCUGAAAAAUCAAACUCACUCAAAUGAAGCUGGACAAAGCUAAAAUUCAACUGAACUAUAAUAAUAAUAAAGUUAAUAAUAAGCAUCAGGUAAAACGAAUCUAGGAUUGCCUCCUCAAUAUAAUUCAAAUUCAUCAGGUCAGUUAAAUAGCUAAUUUUCAUUUACACCUUCAUACUCAUAAAAAAUAACUAAUUAUUCAGGUAAUAACAGUACAACAGAUGUUUUGAGUAAAUUCAAACAUUUCACAGCAAAUAGUAGCUUAAGAAAUUCUAUAGAAAACUCAAAAAUAAAUUUAAACUUCUAAUAUUACCAAAAUUAACAGCAUAAAGAUCAGUAAAAUAAAAAUGAAUGA
Molecule: messenger RNA, 6255 nt
Organism: Tetrahymena thermophila SB210
Lineage: Eukaryota; Ciliophora; Oligohymenophorea; Hymenostomatida; Tetrahymenidae
Product: alpha/beta superfamily hydrolase
Exons: 3
Source: RefSeq, a predicted model, not a curated record